Messenger RNA from Cryptococcus wingfieldii CBS 7118, 2931 nucleotides. RefSeq lists its product as hypothetical. Gene Ontology annotation, biological process: intracellular protein transport; retrograde transport, endosome to Golgi. The transcript is spliced from 11 exons. The coding region runs from base 1 to 2931 and encodes 976 amino acids. The record is from RefSeq and is a predicted model, not a curated record. NCBI's taxonomy places the organism in Eukaryota, Fungi, Basidiomycota, Tremellomycetes, Tremellales, Cryptococcaceae. Gene Ontology annotation, molecular function: protein binding. Gene Ontology annotation, cellular component: Ric1-Rgp1 guanyl-nucleotide exchange factor complex; Golgi membrane; cytosol.
AUGUACUGGCCUACCGCCACCACCCGCCUCGUCUCCACCCCCAUCCCCCUCCACUCCCCCCUCUCCCACGCAGAACCCAAUCGCAAGGGCAACUUCUUUGCCACGCUCACUGCCGACUCUCUCGCGGUCUGGGAUGUCAGGCCCACAGUCAUGCAGGCAGCGGUAGUGAGAUCAAAGUCCAGUAUCAAUCGAUUCGGCAGCAACAGCGAUGUUUUCUGGACACAUGAUGGACGAGGUCUGAUCAUAACGGCAAACAGCCAUCACCUGCUCUUCUACCAUCUCGUCCCUUCCUCUCGCCCCUCGUAUGACUUUGCUGGGCCUUCCACGCCCGGCCCAGGCGAAGGAGACGUCGUCAUGGGCUGGCAACUGACCUACCUCGGUACCGCCUUUGUCAUGGGCGGCUGUCAGUCCAUCCUAUGCCAAUCCCACAACCUCCUCAUCACUCUGCGUCACCCUCCCUCCAUCCUCUCUGUUCCCUGGCCAGUCCCAAGUCAGCUCCUCACUCCGCCAAACUCCCACUUCCCUCCGCCGCCUCUGGACGCCGCUACCGAAGCGCAGAUUGAGUGCGAUGUUUGGGAUCUGUCGGCUGGGAAGGAGUGGCUAGUAGGGGAAAAACCUGCGGUGCCGACCAAGAUGACGUCGAUGAAGACCCAUGGCAUGCCCGUGGUGCAUACAAUGCUGUCAGCGGAUGGACGGGGAUAUGUGGUGUACUUGGCAAGCCACCUGCUGCAGGCGUGUACGAGCGACGCUCAGCGGACUCAGCUUUUGACAGGGCCGAAAUAUGUCGGAAGUCUGAUACACCCAGUACCGCAGAAGAUCGAGCCGCUCGAGGGAGAUAUGGACAAGGCUAUGGAGGUUGCCCUGAAUUCACGGUUCGGCUUGGUUGCUAUCGGCUUGGAGAGCGGCAAGGUCAAUCUCGUCUCAAUCCCAUCGUGGCUCAACCCUCCCAGGCUAUCACACACUCUCGACUUUCGGCGGUCUGCCAAUCUAAAGUCAUCUCCUGGACAAGUCACAAGCUUGGCGUGGACGGGAGACGGGUACUGUUUGGCUGUUGGUUAUGAACACGGAUGGGCAGCUUGGAGUAUGGGUGGGAGAUUGGGGGGCUGGGGACAUCGUGACGAGGAAGCUUCUCAAUCUCAAGAUCCGGGUGUUCUCAGCUUGUUCUGGAUACCCGGAAACCUUGAGCUCUUCGUACUCCGCCCACAUGAAUCCUCACCACAGCUCGAAAUCAUCCCAUUCGCCAAGAGCGCUACGACCAACCAGCCUUCGCCGGACAAUACUCGAUAUGCGUUCCUGCAAAUGGAUGACAGCGUGAUGGUCUACCGGGGAGCGGACCAGCCUGACAUGAGCGUCAUCAACCCCGAAUCAGAUGUCUGGCAAAGCAUCAAAAUCCCAGCAGCAUACAUCUCCACCAACUGGCCCAUCCGCUACGCCUCCAUAUCAUCAGACGGCAAGCUCAUCGCCGUAGCCGGCCGCCGCGGGCUCACCCACUACUCUGCCUCUUCCGGCCGCUGGAAGCUCUUCCAAAACGAACGCGAGGAACAGCAGUUUACAGUCCGCGGUGGGCUUCUCUGGUUUCACCACGUCCUCAUCGCAGCCGUCGAUGCCGACAAGACCCACCAGAUCCGGCUUUAUUCAAGAGACUUGGGGCUGAAUGAGGUUUUGCAUUCGCAGACCCUUCUCGCCCCAAUACUGGUCAUGACCCUGCUUGAUAAUUCGUUGUUGGUGUAUACGGCGGAUAAUAUGUUGUUCCAUUUCUUGAUACUGCCGACCAACUCUAGUAUCAAGCUGCAUCUGUGCGGGAGUAUCAGUUUUAGGGGUAUUUUGCAAGUGCCUAGUCGAGUGAGGGCAUUAUCAUGGUUGAUCCCGGAAGCGCAGAAAACGCUGGGCGACCCUGCAGAUGAUCUCAUCGUAGCUACAAUCAUCUUCCUAGUCGACGGCAAGCUCGUCCUUCUCCGUCCCCGCCGCGCGCGCACCGACGAAGUCCGAUAUGACCUUCAAAUCCUCGCCGACCGUAUCGAAGCCUACUGGACCCACCUCCACGGCGUGGGCACGCUUGAAAACUCGCUCUGGGGGUACGACGGCCUCAACAUGCGGGUCUGGCUGGACGCUUUGACGAUAGAAGCGACUACGGUGAAUGAUGUUUCGGACGCUUAUGAGAGUGUGGAAGAGAGUGUGAAAGUGAGGUUGGACUUUUAUCCGCUUUCGAUCUUGAUGGACAAAGGUAUCAUCAUCGGGGUCGACUAUGAAACGUCCACCCGUACGUUGCCCUUCCCGAUAUACAAAAUCUCCACCGGCACACACCUCUUCCUCCCCAAAUUCCUCCGCUACCACCUCUCCUCCUCCCCACCCUCCCUCAGCCAAGCCCUCACCCUCGCCCAGCAUUACCAACACCUCGUCUACUUUGCCCAUUCCCUCGAAGUCUUACUCCACUCUGUCCUCGAGGACGAACACCCAAAAGACCAUGAAAUCCUGCCGACCGUCGUCACUUUCUUGGACUACUUUCCUUCGGCGCUGGAUGUGAUUGUAAGAUGCGCGAGAAAGACGGAGAUUGAGAGGUGGCCGGGGCUUUUUGAGCUUGUGGGAAAGCCGAGGGAUCUGUUUGAGCUGUGCUUGACCGAGGGGAAGAUGAGGACGGCGGCGAGUUAUCUGCUGGUCUUGCACAACCUGGAAGAGCUCGAUGAUGUCGACGACACGAUCCGAUUAUUGAAGCAAGCCAUAGAGGCCAAGGAAUUCCACCUUUGUAAAGAACUCCUUCGAUUCCUCCAUUCUAUCGACGAAUCUGGUACCGCCCUCCGUACUGCCAUCGCGCGCGUAGGCAUCAUCGACGGGUCCAUGCUCGACGUUGACGGAGACAGUCCGAUGCCGACGACACCUAGUAUCGUGCUCUUGAGUGCUACGCCCACGGACGUUCAGGUCAAUGGUCUGUGA